This is a messenger RNA of Schizosaccharomyces cryophilus OY26, 2206 nucleotides long. RefSeq names its product microtubule-associated protein. Lineage: Eukaryota; Fungi; Ascomycota; Schizosaccharomycetes; Schizosaccharomycetales; Schizosaccharomycetaceae. The transcript has a single exon. The coding region runs from base 93 to 2045 and encodes 650 amino acids. The record is from RefSeq and is a predicted model, not a curated record.
AGAACAUCGCCGAAGCAACAUCAACUCUAUAAUAAACUUUCCUUCUUAAUAUCCUAAUCCCUUCAUACACUCUUUUAACUCUGAAAGUAAUAAUGCCAAUGCCAGGUUCAUCAAAUCAAGAGCCUUUGGCAGAGGCAGAGACAAACAUGCUGCAGCGAUUAGAACAAUUGCAAAUGCAGACGUCUAACAUUCUUAAAAGGCUGCAUUCUACCACUACGUUCUCGGAAACAUCGUCUCCUGAUCCUGUAAACGAAAAUGACAUAGUUGCUGAAAGUUCGAAUUCUCCGGCGUCUAUCGAUAAUGUUGAUUCAUUAGCCGAAGCGAUGGGUAAUGUGAAAAUAAAUGAACAUGAAGAAAAACAAGCUUCUAUUCCAAAUGCCAUUACCAAGGACAAACCAUCUCAUGACCAUGGAGAAACCCCUCAGAUACCUACUUCUAUUUCACCUAGUAAAAUGAAAGUUAAAGCUCGAGCCAUUCGACCUUCCGUAAAGCCAAACCGGGAUUCCUCUUUAAUAAACCAGCAUCAACAACCUUCACCAUCCCGUUCCUCCGGAAGACUUUCCACCGGAGUGCAAAACACUAGACUUUCAGCGUCUGGUAAUUCUCAUGCACCAGUACGUCCUCCUUCUUCUGCAGGAGCUCGUUCUUCGUUUCCUUUCUCUUCUAGUCCUAAAGCUGCAUUAUCAACUCCCAAGUCACCAGCUUUGGCAAAUCCUCAAGUUCAUAGAUCUAGAUCUUCCUUGGGAGCUCGUCCUCCUUCUAGAAUCACCGUCAAUUCUACCUCUAAUUCACAUAUGCAAGCUACUGCUCCUGGAGUACAACCCAAGCCUUCUGUCGGAGUUAAAGUUUCUACGUCCGCAGCCUCUCCAAAAGUUCCUGUAAGACAAGCUAAUGGAGCUUCCGUUAUUCGCCCUGAUACUCGAUCUGGAAUAACACGUCCAAUGUCACGAUCUAUGGGUCUCUCUUCUGCAGGUUUGCGUGGAAAACAACCCACCACACAUACUCCUACUGUUCCUAAGACCAAAGCCAAUGUCCAUGCAACUAUCCUUCGUCCUUCUACAUCUGCUUACACUGUACGUCCUGGCUCCAGGAUCCUUCGUGACCCUGAUACAUCUCACGACUUGGCCAACCAUGCAUCAAAUUCUUCUCUACGUACCAGCUCAUCCUUAGCAGUUCGUUCUCCACCCUCCAACACUGUAAACAGAUCUCCAUCGAGAUUAGAACAAACAGGAGCAAGUAUCAAGAAUUCAAGCGCUAAAAUAAUGAGGCCUUCAACUGCUGCCGAAGUACGAUCUCCUUCCAGAAGUACUGCUGCUAGAACACCUUCAAGGCUUGGGCAAACAGGGGGCUUUAGUAAAAACCCUACCGCUAAGGUAAUGAGACCUGGGACUUCCGCUGGAAUACACUCUCCUGCUAGAAGUACUGCGCCAAGAGCACCAUCUAGGUUAGAACAAACCGGGGUCAACGUAAAAAAAUCAAAUGUUAAGGUGAUAAGACCUGGGACUGCCGCUGGAAUACGUUCACCCUCUAGAGGCCCUGUCCCCAAAGCACCAUCUAGGCUAGAACAAACUGGGGUCAAUGCUAAAAAUUCAGGCGCCAAGAUCAUGAGACCCGGGACUGCCUCUGGGAUACGGUCUCCUUCUAGAACCACUGCCCCUAGAGCACCGUCCAGGCUAGAACAAACAGGAGUCAAUGUGAAAAAUUCAAGCGCCAAGGUGAUGAGGCCGGACACUAGUUCCGGGGUAAGGUCUCCUUCCCGACUUGCUCAGGCUUCGGUUUCUUCUAAGACUCCGAUCAAUGGAGUUAGAGCAAGAGCUUUAAAUACUGUACGACCUGCGUCGUCAAAUCGUGAACGACCGGCAUCCUCAUUACGAGUUAGGGCAUCUUCUCGUUCUCUACAGCAUCCAUCGAUCAUUCGCCCAACCACCUCUUUGCAACGUGAACGAAGUAAAAUCUCGGGAAUACCCAGUCCAUUGCCAGAAGAUGUUAACAUAUCUAAUAUACGUGAACCCAGCGAAUCCUUAGACCUAAACAAAAUAAAUUAACAACCUGCCUCCCCUUUUAAUGUUUACGACCAAAUUAUUUUAGGUGGUUUCUUUUUAUUAUGAGUGUUAGUAAUAGUAACUUCAUUUAGCAUUAUCAUUCUAUGAUUUCAAUUAGAUGAUUUCUUGUUUGAAUCGUUGUAACUACGCUUUUCCUUUUUCUA